Messenger RNA from Exaiptasia diaphana, 2154 nucleotides. Its product is annotated as E3 ubiquitin-protein ligase TRIM71. Bases 9 to 1859 code for a protein of 616 amino acids. The transcript has a single exon. Lineage: Eukaryota; Metazoa; Cnidaria; Anthozoa; Actiniaria; Aiptasiidae. Gene Ontology annotation, molecular function: ubiquitin protein ligase activity; protein binding; zinc ion binding. Gene Ontology annotation, biological process: protein polyubiquitination; proteasome-mediated ubiquitin-dependent protein catabolic process. The record is from RefSeq and is a predicted model, not a curated record.
GCAAUACAAUGGCGGAACUCAAUCUGUUUGCGAACAAUCUUCGAAGAGAACUCACUUGUUCCAUAUGUGGAGAGAUCUUUACCAACCCGAAGACGUUAAGAUGCCUGCACAGUUUCUGUUUGAAAUGCAUAUCUGACUGGAACGCGUCGUGUAGACGAAAAAGACGACCACUAACGUGUCCUUCAUGUCGGUCAAUAGAGAGACUCGAAGGCAAUGACGUGUCAAGUCUUCCUUMUUCGUUUCAUCUUCAACCUCAACUGAAACUUCUUCAAGAUAUGAGAAUAAGUGCAGACUUUCGAGAACAAAACAAACUGCCAGACUGCUACGUCCAAAAUCGAAUGUAUUGUCAGAAAAGAUAUCACGACAAAAACAAGUUGGACUUUUACUGUACAACAUGCAAAGAAUGUAUUUGUCUCAAAUGUAACGCAACAGAACACAAACUACACCGCACAGUGACCGUCGAGGAAGCCGCAGAAGAAGUUAAAGUGUUAAUAAUUCGGGAUAUGGAUCGAGUGAAUAAAGUGAGAGAAAACUACGAAAAGACACUUGAACAGAACACACAGAAUAUGACAAGAAUUGAACAAGAAACUAACGCAGCAAUAAAGGAAGUCAGCGAUGAAGUAGAGAAAAACAUCAAAGUCUUGAAAGAACACAAAGCAGCUGUCAUUGAAACCCUGCAAACUAAAGUUCAGAAACAGAAAACACAGAAUGACGAAAAACAAAGAAAAAUACGUGAUGAAAUCCAAAGACUUUCUGAAUUUAACCUUCAAGGUCAGACAUUGCUCGAUGAAAAUGUAGCACAUUUUAUUGUCAAAAGCCAGCAUGAUAUCUCUCAAAGAUGUGAAACGUUUCUCGAAGUACAAUCAAUAUUGACCGGCAAAUCAACUGAACGCAACGCAAGUGUACGGUACACACACAACCCUCAAGUCACGCAAGCCCUGAAGGUUAUUGGAAAGGUUGUGGAGAGCUUUACAGAUCAAUCAGAUUUGAUUGAUGUGAAAACUCGUGAUGUCAGAAAUGAAUUUCAAUCUGCGAAAACUCUUGAAGUAAAAGGAAAGGGGACAGGACCGUUAUAUUUUCCCGUGUCACUAGCAGUAAGUGAUGAAGGAGAGGUAGCCAUUGCUGACAGUAUGAAUCAUCGCAUUGUAAUCUUCAGUGCUGAUGGGAAACAAUUGCGCCAUUUUGGGAAAGAAGGAGCUGAACAUGACCAACUUAAAGUGACAUUUGGUGUAGCCUUUAACAAAGACCGUUUACUUGUUACAGAUAAUAACAAUAGAGCCGGACGAUUACAGGAGUUUUACUUGAAUGGUACCUACUGCAGAACGUUUUACAAACAGAAAGGUGUUGAACUCUUUGGAAUAUGUACAUCAAGUGAUAGAAUUGCAGUUUGUUAUCAUCAUUAUGUCCAAAAGAGAAUGACUAGGUCAGGAAUAAAAGUAUUCAAUAAGCAAUCUGGUCAAUUCAUGCAAGAAAUUCCCUCUGUAAAGAAUACUGAAAUGCCACGGCAUAUUGCAUAUGGUAACGGUAAAUACUUUGUGUCAUAUUUAAAAGCAGACUUCAUUCGUGUUUUUGACAGUAACGGCGCAUUUCUCUAUGCAUUUGGAGAGAAAGGGAUUGGAGAUGGACAGUUCAACAGUCCACGUGGUUUUGCUGUUACAAGUGAUGUAAUCCUUGUUUGUGAUCAUAUAAACGACCGAGUUCAGAUGCUGAAUCAAGAUGGUAAGUUUAUAAGGUCCUUUGGUAAACAUGGCUCAAGUCUUGGUCAAAUGGAUUAYCCAUUGGAUGUCGCUGUUGCAUCAGACGGCCAAGUCUUUGUACUUGUUGAACGGGACGAUCACUGUGUUCAAGUGUGGCGAUAAAAAUUUUGAAAAAAUGUAAAUGUAAUUCACAGUUACACUAAUCUGAAAACAAUAUCCACGGAUCUAAACAAAUGAAAGAGAGGCUUUGAAAAAGAAAAAUGAUUUWAAAACUAGACGCUCAUGGAGCGUUAACAUGGGCUUCCUGUAUGGUAACGUUAAUCAGAUGACUUCCCUGAAGUAGCGUCAAUGAUUUUUUUCAUGUUGAACGGCAGUAAAGCUGUUAUCCUUCACGAGUUUGUAAAGUUUCUUAUGAUUGUAGGAAUAAAACAACACUCAUUGUUUUCUCGUUCUUAAA